UAAAGAUUUUGCUUGUAGUUUUUGCAAUAAUAUACCUCAACGAUGCGGUUAAAGUCAACAUGCAAGGGUCAGUCAGCUUCGGUAAAGAAGUUAUAGAUACAAUAUCACAUUACAUGCGGAGAAACGCCGGCGCCGGCGCCGCUGCAUCGGCGUCGGGGCGACGGUCGAUACCAUUCUCUAAAGAAACCGACGUUAUUUACAUCAUUAUCCAAUCUGCAUACUUAUGUCGAGACCUCCAGUUUUGUGAGGGUGAAUUAGAGCUAUUCUUGAAUGAAUACAUUAUGGUACAAACGAAAUCAAUAGAAACCAUUUUUGAAGGAAUCUUUAACCAAAAACACCUGACUGACGAACAACCAAAAAUGGAAAAGCCGUUGAUAUUUGAAGAAUUGAAGAAAUGUUUACGCGAAAUAAGGAAACUACUCAGACACAUUAAUAUGAAAUUAAGAGUAGAAAGUAGUUCUUACUUGUGGGUUGAAGUUAUUAAAAAAAUAAGUGUUAUGUUUCAAACAGCAGCGAUUCUACUUGCCGCGGAAAGGAUUGAGGGCAAUCCUGACGAAAUAGAGCAGGUUAAGAAGAAAUUGACCCAGAAGACGGUCAUCGCCACUUCUAUAGUUGAGGGGAAGUAUGAGAGCAAGCUCUGUUCAGAAUAUCACGUAUGUGUCAAAGCUUUUGCAGUCACGAAGACCCUGGAGACAUUGUUAGGGUCGUUUAAAGAAAUGGAAGAGGAAAAUGUGAAAUUAUUUAUUCGUUAUGUUUCCGAAGCACUGCUGGAAACCAAAUUAUAUUCUCAUUUAACUGAAGAAACUUCUAAUGAGCUGCAGAUCAUACUGAACGAUAUGGCAUACUCCGACAGCGUGUCAGCGAAAGGAGUAUUGCUGUCUAUACACAAAGCUGUAGAAGACAGACUGAAUGCGUUACAGUUAAAGACACAUAUGGUGAACGGAAGAGACGUGGAGUUAGUUCAUGUAAUAUUGUCAGACAUGGAUCAUGUGUAUGGGAAAAGCAGCUUUGAUCCGUUCCAUUUGUUCAUGAAAAGUUUCUAUGGAUGGCAAAGGACAAGAAAACGAUUAAGCGGUCCGAUUCGAAGUCUACUCAAAGAUUUAACAGAUGCAAUAAGUGACCUCCCCGAAGAUUUAAGUUAUAAACUUAUCAACGAAGUAAGAGCCUUUUUAGAAAUAACAGUUGACCCCGAAUAA
Spodoptera litura is the source of this 1196-nucleotide messenger RNA. RefSeq lists its product as uncharacterized. The record is from RefSeq and is a predicted model, not a curated record. Lineage: Eukaryota; Metazoa; Arthropoda; Insecta; Lepidoptera; Noctuidae.